GUCUGCGCUCGCGCACGGUUCGGUGUAGGGGAGGUAAAAUGGCGACGGGUGCCAUUUCCACUGAGUCAAAGAAAAUAUCAGAUUUAAGAGUUGUUGAUUUAAAAUCUGAGCUCAAACGAAGGAAUUUGGACACUUCCGGUAUAAAGAGCGUUCUACUUGCAAGAUUGAGACAGGCCCUUGAGGAUGAAGAUGGUGACACAGAAAAUAUUCAAAUCCAGCUUUCAGCUGACUCAUCAAAUCGGAAAGGUGGGAAAGCUAAAGGGAAAAAAGUGGAUUCUGAUGCGGACACAACGGGGGAGGAAGAUGUGCUGUCCAAGGAAACUGAAGAAUAUGAAUCUGAAAAAGAUGUAACUGAUACAGAUGAUGGUACUCGUGAAAAGUCUAAGCCUGCACCCUGUGAGGACAGCCUUGCUCAGCCUGAGGCUGAGGAACUGGCUGAGGCUGAACCGGAGUCAGAAGCUGUGGCGGCUGAGACAGAUUCAGAGCCUGAGCCAGAGGUGGAUGCUGAGUCUGAGGCCGACCCAGAGGUGGAUGAGGAUGCUGACCCAGAGGUGGAUGCUGAGUCUGAGGCCGACCCAGAGGAGGCGGAUGAGGACGCCGACCCAGAGGUGGAUGAGGAUGCCGACCCAGACACGGAUGGGGAGGCGGAGCCAGAGCUUAAGACCAAACUGGCUGAGAUGGAUGAUGAAGCCAUGAAUUCCUCUAAAGAAGCUGAGGACGAUCACCUCUCCGUCUCAAUCCCAAAUGAUGACGCCAUCACCCUAGAUGUUGAUGGUGAUGACCUCCUGGAAACAGGUAAACAUGUGAAACUUCCAGAGGCCGAGAAGGGCACUGAUGAGCCAGAGGCCUCUGCUGAGACGGUCCGAGAUGAUGACAUGAUGGUGGAAGAGAGCGAGGGCCACAAAGAUGGUAAGAAAGAUGAUGGGUCCCGGAGUGAUCCCAUGAAGAAAGAUGGCAGAGAGGGCCUGAAGAAAGCUGAAAUGGGAGACAAAGAAAAGGAUUCUGGGAAGAAAGGCCCCUCCGCUACUGGGGCGUCAGGUCAAGCAAAGAGCUCUUCAAGAGACAGAGAUGGAAAAGCUGCAAAAGAUGAAAAGGGAGUCGUCAGCUGUAGCAGCAACAGCAGCUCUUCUCGUAACAUAUGGGUGAGCGGCCUGUCUUCAAACACCAAAGCAGCUGUCCUAAAGAACCUGUUUGGCAAAUAUGGAAAGGUUUUGAGUGCCAAGGUGGUUACAAAUGCUCGCAGUCCUGGUUCAAAGUGCUACGGCUUGGUGACCAUGUCUUCAAGUACAGAGGUGACGCGGUGCGUCUCCCACCUCGACUGUACAGAGCUCCACGGACAGCAGAUAUAUGUGGAAAGGGCCAAAAAUGAUCCGUUCAAGAAAGAGGGCUCAAAGAAGGAAGCCGAGGACAAAGCAAGUUCCACCAAAUCCAGUGAUAAGCGCAGUUCUACAGGGAUAAAACUGCCCAACAAAGCACCGCCAUCUUACAAAAAAGAGGAUAAGAAGUUUGAUAAACUCUCAGAAAAGGACAAAGAUUUGUCCAAGAAACAGGACGCAAGAAGUGGAAAAUCUGAGUCCGUUUCAUGUAACUUGGGGCAAGAUUCUUUGAAGAAAGAUGACCGAAAGCAUGGACGCAUGAAGAGCCCAGGCAAGAUGGUCGUUUUACAUCAUCCCAAAGGAGACAAUAAUUUUGGCAAAAUGAGACCUUUUAGAAGGGGACGGUAUUUUGAUAAACCCUUUGUCCCAGCGCACAUGAACAUUCAACGGAGGCCAAAAUGGUUGAUUCCUCCUGAAGAGUUGGAUAUGAUGAGAUUCAAACAGCGACCUUUUAUGAACAAGGGGGAAGAACAUGACAUCCUGCCGUUUGAAAAGAUGAAGGAGCAAAGGAUGCGUGAACGGGUGGCUCGAGUUGACCGCGUUCGCAGAGCCGUAGAGUUGCGCAGGCGGCGUGAAAUUGCCGAACAAGAACGCAGGGAGCGUGAGUGCGUCCGUCUGUUACGAGAGCGUGAAGAACGGGAGAACCUGCUCCGGGAGCGCCAGAGACUUGAGAUGGAAAGGCAAAAACUGGAGAGGGAGCGCUUGGAGAGGGAGAGGCUUGAGAGAGAGAGAAUCCGUAUAGAGCAGGAACGGCGUAAAGAGGCGGAACGUAUGGUUCGUGAACGUGAGGAGCUGCGAAGGCAGCAGGAGCAGCUCCGUUAUGAGCAAGAAAAGAGAAACAACCUCAAAAGGGGCCGUGAGGUGGAACACGGGCGGAGGGACGAUUCUUAUUGGAACGGCAACAAGAAGAUGCAGUCUGAGUCUGAUGUCCGUCUGAACCAAGGCUCCAACUACAACCGACAACAGAACCGCUUUUCAAACUUCACUCCCAGAGAGAGGGGUCGCUUUCCAGAGGCUGCUGCCGAGCAGCCCAACACGUAUGACAGACGUAACCGGUUUGACGGUGAGCCGGAGGUAAAGAAGAGUCGCCCUGCUCCUCACAGAGAGAGCUCUGGCUUUGAGCGCUACCCGAAGAGCUUUGAAACGGUUCGCAGAGCUGAGCCGCCGCCUCCUCCACGUGCCGAACUCCGGGAUACCGACCGCAGGGACCGAGAUGAGAGGCGGCCUGUGCCCAUGCAUGAUCGCCCUAUGGGAGCCAGAGCUGCAAUGCCUGCCAUGUCGCACAACCGCUCACCCAGGGAUGGAGGGCAUGGAUGGAAGAACGAUGGUGGCAUGAACUCCAACAAGGGAGACAUACGUAAUGCUGGGUUGACCAGAGGACCCAUGCGCAUGCGUGCAGAGCGAUCAGGCAGAGAUGGUCCAGGCCCAGUACUUAGAGGAGGCACCUCGGCCAACCGUGGGAGGAGCAGCUUUAAUGAUCGAGACGGAGGGAGACCCAUUGUGAUGAGUAAUCAGCCAUUCAGCUCUGGCCGCCAGGUCGUGGUGGAGCGUCACAGCCGGGACCAGGGCCUGAGGAAGGAGUGGCACGGUGGAUCAAGCUCCCAGGGGGGGGGCUUCCCUGAUAAUCGCAGAAUGGGAGACAGCCGGAGCAGCAUGAUGGCUCCUUCGAGUCACUCUUCGUCUGGAAUGAACCGUAUUGUACAGAUCACCAACAGCUCCAUCCCCAGUGGUGGCAACGCGGGGGGAUUCAAGCCCUUCAAAGGAACGCCGCGGCAGUUUUAGCUGCAUCCAAAUUCUGCCACUUUAAAGCACCCACAAAUUUAAAGAUUUUUCUGAACUCUCUUUUUUAGAAUAUCAAGUGUUUUUGUUUGUAGCCACGAGGUUGAUAACACUAUUUUAUUUUGUAUAGACAAGUGUUUACCUUGAUGUAAGGUUUUCCUGACAGUUCUGCUGUUACCAUUAAACGGCCCACAUUUAGGAAGAUAUUGUACAGCCCCGGGUCUUUGUAACAAGUUUUCAAGUGAUGUUAUGAACCUCUCCUGAGUGUUGUAUGUAUAUUUUCAAUAGCAUAGUGUCGCACUCAGCAGUCCUGUGUGAUGUCUUAUUUUAGUGUAUUAGAGUGCAUUAAAUGUCAGGGUUCAUUUACUCAUUUGGAUUUUUUCUCUGUGAGGAAACAGAUGACAGUAUAUAUAUAUAUUUUUUUUUUUUUUUUUUUUAAAGUUAUACUUGUAGAUGUCAUGUUUUGUAAAAAGUAGUUGGAUUUGCGAUGUCAAACUGUAAACUAGCCUGCAUUGCAACAAAACUCUACAGGCCGUGAGUUGAGUUGCAUACAGGCCUGUCUGAAAUAAAAUUUGACAUUAAAAUCUGUUACUACCGAGCAUUCAAUAGUGGUAGAGACCUGAAAGGACCAUCACACUUUAUUUGCUCAUUGUUAUUCCAAGGAUUCUGUUUAAAUGUUGAUUUCUGGCAGUUUGGUUUUCUCAGUCAGUUCACA
Anarrhichthys ocellatus (wolf-eel) is the source of this 3870-nucleotide messenger RNA. It is a transcript of the gene sltm, whose product is annotated as SAFB-like, transcription modulator. The record is from RefSeq and is a predicted model, not a curated record. Lineage: Eukaryota; Metazoa; Chordata; Actinopteri; Perciformes; Anarhichadidae. Gene Ontology annotation, molecular function: RNA binding; sequence-specific DNA binding. Gene Ontology annotation, cellular component: nucleus. The coding region runs from base 39 to 3158 and encodes 1039 amino acids. Gene Ontology annotation, biological process: regulation of mRNA processing; regulation of transcription by RNA polymerase II. The transcript has 20 exons.